AUGAUCAUUCCGAUCCGGUGCUUCACGUGUGGAAAGGUCAUAGCAAACAAAUGGGAGAGUUACUUAGGCUUACUACAAGCUGAAUACACGGAAGGUGAUGCUUUGGAUGCACUUGGACUUAAGCGAUAUUGUUGUAGACGUAUGUUACUCGGUCACGUUGAUUUAAUUGAAAAGCUUCUCAAUUAUGCACCGCUUGAAAAAUAA
Molecule: messenger RNA, 204 nt
Organism: Macrosiphum euphorbiae (potato aphid)
Lineage: Eukaryota; Metazoa; Arthropoda; Insecta; Hemiptera; Aphididae
Source: the annotation of a GenBank genome assembly